Molecule: messenger RNA, 1532 nt
Organism: Eurytemora carolleeae
Lineage: Eukaryota; Metazoa; Arthropoda; Copepoda; Calanoida; Temoridae
Product: putative E3 ubiquitin-protein ligase SINA-like 6
Exons: 8
Coding region: 1-732 (243 amino acids)
Biological process (GO): multicellular organism development; proteasome-mediated ubiquitin-dependent protein catabolic process
Cellular component (GO): cytoplasm
Molecular function (GO): zinc ion binding; ubiquitin protein ligase activity; ubiquitin conjugating enzyme binding
Source: RefSeq, a predicted model, not a curated record
AUGGUUGAGUUUAAAUGGCCAGGUAUGUUGAAUAUAUCCCUGUAUAUCCAGAAAAUAUUGGGUGUUUUUACACGCUUCGGAGAAACUUUAAAGCUAGAUGGUCAACCUACACAGGUGGCAGCACAUACCCUUUUCAGAUCAAUCAGUAAGAAGUUGAGCCAAAGUUGGGACCAGGAGGAAAUAUCUGAAGUUUCUUCGGAUGAUGCUGCUGUACCAAUAGAUGAGAGGUUAAAGUAUCAGGAUAUUUUGACUUAUCUAAGAUGUGGAGAAUGUUGUGAGCUGUGUACUCCACCUCUAGUACAGUGUAGGAAGGGUCAUAUCUACUGCAGCAACUGUAAACAAAACAAAAAGCUGGUUCAGUGUAAAAAAUGUAAACAAACCUUUGUUGAUGCUCCAAACCUUGCUUUAGAGAAACUGCUUUCGUUCAUCACUCUGCCCUGUAGAUUCAGUAUCCGUGGAUGUGAGCGGGUUUUCUUCUCUACUGGGAGAGAGGAGCAUGAGACGGAUUGUAAAUACCGUCCUAUUCCUUGUCAAUACCAGAUCCAUGGGUGCAAAGCAGUCUUCUCACAGAAGGAAAUGUGCUGGCACCACAGGAUGUGCGAGUAUGCGAACUAUCCGCACUCUAAUAUUAUCCCUAAAAUGCCGACAAGGAAGAAAACAGUGGUUGAAGGAGGAGGAGAUAUGAAGGAAUCAGGAGAACAGGAGAAAUCAGGAGGAAAAAAGGAAAAUUAGUAGCUGGGUUCAUAAUUCAGCUAGGUGAACAGGAGCCGAUACUGAACAGGAACUGUUCCUGAAUCAGAACUAUGAAUUCCUGAAUUAUUCCGGAACAGGAAUUAUCUUUGAACAGUUAUUAUUUCUGAACAGGAAUUAUCUUAAAACAGUUAUUAUUUCUGAACAGGAAUUAUCUUUGAACAUUUAUUAUUUCUGAACAGGAAUUACAGUCUAACAUAAAUUAUUCCUGAACAGAAAUCAUCCCAACACGUAAAUUAUUUCCCGAACAUGAAUUAUCUUAGAACCUAGGAAUUUUUUCUGAACAUUAAUUAUCUUAAAAUAUUAAUUAUUCCUGAACAGGAAUUUUCUUUGAAUAGAAAUUAUUCCUGAACAGGAAUCAUCUUUGAACAUUAAUUAUUUCUGAACAGGAAUCAUCUUUGAACCUAAAUGUUUCCUGAGCAGCAUUUAUUUUCAAACAAGAGUUAUUCCUGAACUGGAACUAUUUUCGACAAAAGUUAUUUUUGGACAUGAAUUAUUCCUGAAUUAUUCCUGAACAGGAAUUAUCUUCGAACCGGAAUUAUUCUUGAACAGGAAAAAUAUGUCGCCCUUGAAAACAAAUCCUUCUUCCUAACAACAUGUUUAACUUAGUGCAACUCAUUUUUUAUAUUCCUCCCACAACUGCAGUACACUAUUGGUGUAAACAAAGUUUUGAGGAUUUAGUUUUUUGAGAUAUUUCAAUUUUUCUUCCUAGAUUCUGAAGUAUAUUAAGAGGAAUUCCGCCUUAUAGACACAUUAAGAAUGAAAAUAAAUUUUGUUAUUUA